UAACCAAAAAAUCUUCGCUAUAGUAGAUAGAUCUAUUGGACAAUAUGGCUACGUAAACAAGCAGUUUUAAAUAAAUACCACUAAUUCAUUAGAAUAAUUGUAUAAGAGUAUGGCAGCCAACGAUAUUUAGUUUAGGAAUACAAAUCAAAAGGAGUGAGGUACAUAUGACACUUUGUAUGCAAAACCAUGGCAAAAUCUGCGCGCAAUAUAUUGAUCUGAAGUAAAACAACCCCUGGAACCGAAUUAUUCUAGUACCAUAUCAUACAAUAGUAACAGUUGAGUUAUUACUGCGUGAUUUAGUUACAGCCUUAUAAUAAUAAAACCUUUCUUCUGAAUAUUGGUUGGAACCAAAAUGUAUUAAAUCGGAAGAAUAUAUUCUACGCAACGCAACGAAAAGCUCUUUAGCCCCAAAUGCGCAAGUCCAAGUUACUUCAUUCAUUCCACGCCUCAAGUCAUCUUUACUCGUUUUAGCACUGUGCUUUUAUGAAAGCGCACAAUUUAAUGUACAAAAGAAUAAAUCUAGUGUUAUCUAUGUAUCAGUACAAAUGUAUUUUCUGCGCGUUUAACAAGUUUUUCACGUUUUCUUAAUGCGAAGUGUAGCAAAUUUUCAGUGAUAAUGAAUUCAAUAAAAACAAUGAGCAUCGGAUGAAGGGGGUCGUUGUUUAAUUAUGAUAUUAAUGAUUAAAAGUGAGUGAGACAGAAAAUGGGAAAUGACGCACAAGUAGAUAUACCAACGCACUCGAUUGAGCAGGCCAUAACUCGUACAAAGGAAUCGUGUAUUGUGAACAGGACUAUCCAAACUUUAAAUUACAAGGGACUGCUUUGGUCAUGUUCUCUAAGAAGGAUAUGUUUAAGUGCCCUCUGGCUUCCACUAGGUGCUUUAGUAUUUUGUUAUGUGACAGCGUCUAUAUUCCAGGCAGAUGAUAUCCAUGAAACACAUUGUAGGGUUUAUAAUGUAGUUCCAUCAAUAAGUGCAAUUACGGGGAUCAGCCCGCAAAGAUAUGUUUGGAGAAUAUGCAUUGCUUACCACCUAGGACCAAGACUGUUAAUAGGUUCUUUAUAUUACAACUAUCAUAGAGAGCGCACUUCUUAUAUCUUCGAAGAUAAGGUACGUAAUUUAGCUGUAAAUUUAGGAGAAGCUUGUUACUGGUUGAACUUGAUAGAGCUACUUGCACUUACAGGAGUUACUUAUGUUUCAAAUAGAGAAAAUUAUUUCGUGCACGAGAAGAUUUUUAUAAUAUUCAUGGUAGCAUCGCUUCUUCAUAUGCUGUGCCGUGCGCGCGUCGGCUGUCUAGCCAGCGACGUGGUGGAGCCAGUGAGGACGAACAAGCUCGUAUGGAUAUUGUUCUUUGUGGCCAUCGUCGCUACUAUUGGCCUUAUUGUCUUCUUUUUGAGACACAGAUUGCUUUGUCGACCACUUGCAUUCACGUGGUUUUCUAUCUGCGAAUACAUCCUUGCGACCGCAAAUAUGGCUUUCCACGCACUCAUCGUCCAGGAUCUUCCUGUACACGAGCUGCAAGUUGUGUGCCCCACAAGCAAGACCAACUAAUUUAAUAUUCUUAUAAAUAAGAAUCAGAAAAAAUGGUGUUAAGUUUCUCCGAUAGUUUUAACCAACGCAAAAACCGUUUAUUAUAAUACUUAUUAUGUAGAACGACCAAACUUUACGUAAAUCCGUUCUAAUAUAAAAUAUAUAAGUAUCCGGUAAUGUCAUUUUGUACGCGUGGGUCGUUUUUUAGACGAACAUUUUUUUCUGGGCUAUGAAUUUGGCUGGCAAAACUUCCUUAGUCCUCCAAUCAAAAAGCAUCAAACAAUCACAUACUGAAAAAUUCAGAACAAAGUAUAAAAGUAUACAGAAAACAUAAUAGCUCUAUCCUCAUGUUAAGUGUAAGGGAUUAGAGCGUCCAACUUAAUCAGCAAUAAUUUAGGAGAGAAAUAGAGUCCGAGCCCUUUAAGGCUCCCCUCUCAUUGCCGGUAAUAUGACAAUAAAUUUGCGCUGCCGCAAACUCCUAAACAUUUUGUUCACAUCCUCACUUAUCACUAUCAUAAAGUUUUGCGUUAAAGUUGUACUAAUAAAAUUUUCCAUUCUAAAUAUUUUUGGAACAUCGAGCCAAAAUCUGUCACUAUUAAUAGGGGAAUUUUAUAAUUGUCAACUAAAGAUAAUCCUAUCAUCUGCUAAGUUCCAUCUACUGCGCGGAUUUUCGCUUAUUAAUAUUCUUAGGAUAAAUUUUAUUUUGACGCCCAAUGUACCUAAUGUUUAAGUAUUAAUAUCUUAGGGCUUUCAAUAGAUCAUUAUACAUCUAGAUGAAACUUUAGCUGAUAAGUUUUGAUAUAAUUAUUUAAAUUGUUUUUAAAUUAAAUACUUAAUAGUAAAUUGACACAAUAUUAUAACGUUAUAAAUUUAUGAGAAAUAAAAUGUUGUAACGAGCAGAGUAGGUUUGUUGGCUUCUAAAAGUCUGUUCGAUGCAUACAGAUGUUUUUAUUUAUUAAAUUUAUUAAAAUUAAACCGCAAAUUUGGUGCUUAUGUUAUACCAACACCGAAUUUGCAACA
Pararge aegeria (speckled wood butterfly) is the source of this 2548-nucleotide messenger RNA. RefSeq names its product post-GPI attachment to proteins factor 2-like. The record is from RefSeq and is a predicted model, not a curated record. Gene Ontology annotation, cellular component: endoplasmic reticulum membrane; Golgi membrane. The coding region runs from base 704 to 1549 and encodes 281 amino acids. Gene Ontology annotation, biological process: GPI anchor biosynthetic process. NCBI's taxonomy places the organism in Eukaryota, Metazoa, Arthropoda, Insecta, Lepidoptera, Nymphalidae. The transcript is spliced from 6 exons.